GACAGAGAUUAAGUGAGGAAGUAGGAGACGAAGGUACAGACGAAGGAGAGGGGUACAGCAGAUAAAGAGUAUUUAAAAAGACAGAAGGGAAAGCGAGUUAUAUAGAAGGACAGAAUAAAAGAGAAAGAGAUAAAGAAGGGGGAAAGAGAAAGACAGAGUGCUACAGAGAUGGAGAGAAAGAGAAUAAGCUAUUCACACGCACCAGAACGGCUUUGUAAAAGUUUCAGGAAUUUCACUACUGUAUCAUUAUCUAAUUCAUCUAAAAUAUAAUUGAAAGAGAAGUUCCAUUAAUACUGAAACAAUUGUAUUUUCCUGUAAAGUGAACGAUACAACGUGUACUUGUGAAUUACUUUCGCUACACAUACACACGUAUAUGUAUAUACGUAAUAUAUAUACAUACACACAUGUAUGUUCUUUUGCCCCGUCAGCCCGGAUAGAACAGGCCUAUGCUAAAGUGUCCUGCCUUAGCCAUUUCGUAUAGGGGUAUAUCUGGUACAUUACCCUGUGUCGCUCUCUUUUUAGGUCUGGGUAAUUCAAAGGAAUUGAGCUGUUAUUUCUAGCGGUUCAAGUGACUGCCUUCGUUGCCUUGCAUGUAUGUUAUCAUUCAUGUAGUACAGCUAUUUGAUUCAAUUGAUCAAUCUCUUUAGAAAUCGCCUGUUGGUAAUCGCAAGAGUAACCUGCUUUUCACCAAGUAACAUCCGAGUUUUAUCUCCUCUUGAUCACGAACUCUUUUCCUCUUAAUUUUCUCCCGUUAGAUUAUUCACACCACAUCAUAACACAUUAUAUACAUCCAUACAGGCAUAUACAUACAUCUUUGAGUGUGUGUGUGUGUGUGUGUAUACAUACAUACACGCACAUAUAUAUAUAUAUAUAUUUAUAAAAUCAACCAAUACUAAAACUUUCCAAAAUUAUAAUAGACAGAGUAUUUAUAUGCAUAUAUAAAGAUUGAGAAAUUUAAUUCAUAUACCUUAGCUUUCUCCCUUUCUCUCUGUACUCCUGUCUUAGUUUUUAUUCCUUGAAAGCAACUGGAGGCAUGUCGACCAGUGUCGAAAGACAGUUUAAAGAGCAUGAUCAGAAUGGAUUAUGGAAUGGUGUCUUUAAAAAAUUAAAGAAAGCUGAAGAUUUAUCAGUUAUUGAUAGCCGGCUAACUACAUUAGAAGCACGGAAACCAGAAAAUCGCAACAAAAAUCGAUAUAGGGAUGUAAAUCCAUAUGAUCACAGUCGUAUAAUAUUAGAUGUGAAUAAUGGUUGUGGAGAUUAUAUUAAUGCAAAUCUCAUCGAAAUUAGCAAGGCAAACCGGAGAUAUAUCCUCACACAGGGUCCAUUGGAAAACACAGUUGGCCAAUUUUGGCAAAUGGUCUGGGAACAGAACACUAUGGGUAUUGUUAUGCUCAAUAGAAUUAUGGAAAAAGGAACUGUCAAAUGUCAUCAAUACUGGCCACCAGGUUCCAAACAUGGCUAUGAUGAAGACUUGACAUUUUCUGAUUCUGGUUUCAAAGUGGUUCUGCUAAAAGAAGAAGAAAAUGAACAUUAUAUUGUCCGAUCUUUAAAAUUGUGGAACCUUAAUACGGAUGAGUCUCGCAAUGUGUUGCAUUUCCAGUAUACCACUUGGCCAGAUUUCGGAGUUCCAUCUUCACCACAUACUUUCUUAAAUUUCUUGAUGGCUGUUCGAGAGUCUGGAUAUCUAAAUAAUAAUGUAGGUCCUUGUAUAGUUCAUUGCAGUGCCGGAAUUGGUCGAUCGGGAACAUUUUGUUUGGUUGACUCAGCACUUGUUAUUGUUGAGAAAGACUGGAAUAUGGAGGUGAUUGAUGUUGAAAGUAUGUUGCAAGAUAUGCGUUAUUACCGUAUGGGACUGGUCCAAACACCCGACCAACUACGCUUCUCUUUCUUGUCUAUCAUUGAUGGUGGCAAACAAAUCUUAAGCAAUCCUCCUCCCAUCAAGGAAAAUGAAAUAGACACGCAUACUAAAAGAUUCUUCUUCAAACGGAAUUGCGAGAUGCCUCCAAUGCCUCCAAAGCGAACAACCAGCUUGAUGCCAGGCGAUGAAUUUGGAAAUGACUUGAUAUCAGAGAAUGCUGAUUCUAAAAAUACCUCCAGCUUUUUAACGACCAAUGGUGACCUAGCACAAAGCUUGUCAGCUACCGACCACCUCACAAGUAACCAUCUGUCUUCUUCAGUACCCUCACAGAAGUCACAGUCGGACACUACCACCACUAGUACCACUACUAUUUCUACUACAACUACUACUACUACUAAUCCUACAGUGUACAAAGAGAAAGGACAUCCAAAUGAGAGUGAGCCACAACAAAACAACAUCACUGCCCAGUUAUCAUCAUCAUCAUCAUCACCACAAGCACCACUAUCUCACAAUGGUCAGACUGUUGAAUACUUACUAAGUGUUGGCAGUUCAACAGACCCAGUAAAUGUUGCUACAACCGGAGAGAGCGAUGUUGAUGGUUAUGAGUAUCGACGAAAGAUUCGAGAAGAGCGUAAGAGAAAUACUCAGAAAUUAAUUGAAGAUAUGAAACGAAAGCAGAGAGAGUGUGAGCUGAUGCGGCAACGUAACCGAUAUUUGACUCCUUUGUACAUCGGUAUUGUGUUAGCAUUAGGUGGCAGUCUUCUGCUUUAUCGUUACUACAACAAUGGGAACCAACAGUGACAGACUGAUUUGUCACAGUUUUCUUACUGUUUUUUUUUGUUUUUUUUAACCCCCACCGAAUGUAACAUUAUUUUUCACUUGGUUGUAAGGAAUAUUUUGGGGAAAUGAGAAAAAAAAUAUAUAACUAUCUUAUGUUGAUUUUUUUUUUUUUUUUUUUUCAAGUAAAACUUUAAUAAAAAUGAAUGAAGAAAAAUAAAAUAAAAGAAAAUGCAUUUUUUUUUCCGGGAAAAUAAAAUUUCCAUUUCAAAAGAAAAUUUUUUUUUUAUUAAAAAAAAAAAGCCCUAUGGGUUUUCUAGGCAAGAAGGACCUAUUUCCACUCUGUGGUAGGAUAUAUUUUCAGAGGGAAAGUAAAAGAAACACGAAAAUUUUAGAUUUCAAGAGAUUUAUUUACAAUUCACAAUUACUAUUAUUAUUUUUAUUAUUACUAAGGUGACAAACUGGCGGAAUCAUUAGCAGGCCAGACAAAAUGCUUAGCGGCGUUUUGUCUGAGUUUAAAUGCUGCCGCGGUUGACUUUGCCUUUUGUCCUUUCAGAGUUGAUAAAAUAAGUACCAGUUGAGUACUGAGUUCGAUGUAAUCGACUUACAGCAGCAAGCUGGCAGAAUCAUUAACAUGUUGGACAAAAUGCUGCUAAGCAUUCUGAGUUCAAAUUCUGUGAAAGUCGAUUUUGCCUUUCAUCCUUUCAAGGUUGAUUAAAUAAAUGCCAGUUAAGCACUGGGGGUUGAUGUAAUCAACUUACCCCUUUCCCCCAAAAUUUGGCUUUGUGCCUAUAAUAGAAAGGAUUAUUAUUAUUAUUAUUAUUAUUUAUUAUUAUUAUUAUCAUUAUUAUUAUUAAGGUGGGGAGCUGGCAGAAUCGUUGGCAUGCUGGAUGAAGUGCUUAGUGGUAUUUCUCCCAUCGCUACAUUUUGAGUUCAAAUUCUGCCGAGGUCGACUUUGCCUUUCAUCCUUUUGAGGUUGAUAAAAUAAGUACUAGUUGAACAUUGGGGGUCAAUGUAAUCAACUCAUCCCCUCUUCCAAAAUUGCUGCCCUUGUGGCAAAAUUAUUAUUAUUAUUAUUAUUAGUCUUUAUUUUAUUUCCAUUAUUCAUUUUUUGUGUAGGAUUUAUCCAAAUAUUUUAGUUUAUUUUUUUUUACUAUUUGUUUCUUUCUUCCCUCUCACCCAGCUCAUCUGCCUCUGUGAUGACAAUGUCAUUUGCUGUCAGCGUCCUAUAUUUUGUGUUUAAUUAGAGCCUUGUUCAGUCUUCUCACUUGGGUUUAAAUAUAAGAAACUAUCAACUAUAAUUUCCAUCAUAUCCACAAUGUUCUUUGGGUACUUUUUUUUCUGGCUUCUUACCAUAGAAACACUCUUUUGUGUUUAGUUUCUUCACAUCUGUCAGACAUAUGGCACUAGUUGUGUUUUAGUUGCAGAUUUAUUCAGCUCUGUUCUAUUAUUCUAAUGAUAAUAUUGCACUGAUGUCUAAUGAUAUCGUUCACAUGUAUUUUCAUAGUUUUUUUUUUCUUUCUUUAUUAAAUUUUCAUUUUUGUAAUAAUGAAAGAAUGACAGCAGAAAUAUUAUGAAUAUAACAUAUAUAUAUUUAUAUAACAUAUAUAUAUAAUAUUAUUAUUAUUAUUAUUAUUAUAUAGUUGGCUAUAGAACAUCAAGCUCUAUUGCUCAUUCAUAAAUUCAUUUUCUAUUCCAUUUCCAACCACCUUUGAGGCCUUUAUGUUCAUAGUUACCUCCCCAUUCAGUGUACAAAUAAUCAAAUCCCCCCUUCCCAUUCCACAAUAUACCUACAUUUUCUAUAAAGAUAAGGACAACGUUGUGACUAAGGAAGUAUUUGCAACCCUAUUGUGAUAAAAUUGGGUGCCAUAAAGAAAAACAGCUAUGAUAAGUCCUUCCCAUGCACUAGAUGUAUUUUCACAGGGGAAGUUAUCGACAUCUAUCUCUUUCAACCUAAUUAAUAUUUUGGAAAGGCUUCUUGCCUUCUCCAUCUCUUCAAUUUGCUUUUCAGUGCAAUCUUCAGUGAAGUCCUUUUGAUUCUUUACUCCAUUUUAAUAUUUUUAAAUAAUGAAAUAUCGUUUGUCAUCUUACACAACUUGCACAUGUCAUUUAGUUGUCUUAGACUAAUAGAUUAUGCAUUAUACAUAUCAAAGCACCUUUCGGUCUUGAUAGAUCGACAUUCCUUCAAUGCAUUUCUCUUUGGACAUAUAAAUCUUUGAUUCCCCCACCUCUUUCUCCCCCCCUCUCUCUCUCCUUUCUAUUGUGUGUGGGAGUAAUUAAAUGAAAGAAUUUAAAGUGUGUUUAUUAAAACAAAUAGAUAUCACUUCUAAAAUGGCACCUUUUUAGAAAUGUCUAUAUGAUUUUAUUAUUAUUAGGGGUGGACAGGGUGGGCGAGGGUGUGUGAUCAAUUUAAAGAAUGGCUAGUAAUGGAAUAUUUUGCUGCUGCCACUAAUAUCAUUGUGAAAGAUUUCAAAAGAAUUGAUGGCAAAUUUUUUCAAUUUGUUAUAUGUAUAUAUAUAUAUAUAUAUAUAUAUAUAUAUAAAGUUAAUGAAGUGAUUUUAAAUUCUCAAUCGCAGAAUAAUGCUAAUAAUAUAGCCUGAACAGGAUAAACUACCCCUAUUUUGCAGAGAAAAGUGUAGGUGGCUAGCUGUGGACUCGAACUCACAUCCCCAUAUGAAAUUUAUACACCAGAACAGCCUCCUAUUAUUAAUAUAUGCCUUGUUGUUAGCUAUCUUUUCCAGUAUAAUUUGUUUACAGCUGUCUUGUUACCAUGACCAACAUUGGCCAGAUCAGACCGAAGCCGAUUUGAAGCUACUCUGUUUCAGUUGCAAAAAAUAGCAGAUAUUAAGGCAAGUAAUUGGUAUCAAAUUUUUGAUUGGCUAUAACUAUCAUGCUAGUAACAUCACUUAAUCAAACUUGUGACAUCAGGCUGACAGGAGUGAAAAUGAAGAAUUUUGGAAUAUAUAUGACCAAACCAGUGAAGUUGAUGGAUUUUUGAGCACAGAUGUUGGUGGCUGUAAGAAGGCACCAUUAUCUGUACUCAAAAUCCAUCAGAUCAGUACUGGAUCAGUAUAGCAGAUAGGAAGUAGUCUUCUAGAACAUCAUUUGGUGAAAAUCUUCAAACAUAGAUCUGUAGUUCAUAGGAACAAUUUUGCUACUGUUGAGAAUAAUCAAGUAGCCUAGUGCACUGAGGCACAUAGUUCUUCAUUAUUGCCUGAUCUCUCUUGAAUCAUAAGCUAGACAACGGCCUUACAAAGGCACUGGGAGCUAAAUAUACAUAUGUCUGUAGCUUGAUCUUGAACUGAUCAUUUUUUAGGUUGGCAAAUAAAUUGUGCAAUCUGUUGGUAGGCAGUAAAGUGUUCAGUUGAAAAAUAGGCAGGCAGGGCAAGCUUAAGUAUACAAAUUUAUCCAUAUCUUCCAGUUAAAUGUUAUUCAUUUAAGACAUAUUUUUGCGGCCAGCUUUUUGUUUUCAAGCCAAAUUGAUUUUCAGACAUGUGUUUAUUUAUUUAUUCAGCUGCGCCUGGGAAUAUGUAUAUGAGCAGCUUGAAAAAUAUUAUCCACAGCUUGGUUGUUCAAUGGAUAGUGGGGAGAGGGGUUGGAUAAUUGUCAUGCAACUCUUUUUAGCAACUAAAACAAAUUUGACUAAAAAAAACAGUUGGCUUUAAAGAUUUAGAAGAAACGUAUUUGAUAAUUUUUUUAAAAUUUGAAACAUAUUUUGGGUGGUAAGAGAAAGUUUAUAAAUGUCUGUUUUUUGGGAUGGGAUGACUGUGUGGCAGAAUCUUUCUAAACAUCUAUGUUGGGAUGGCAUUGGUGGGUUGUAUUGUAUAUAUCAUAAUAUUUCUAAAUACAUUUGGGAUAAUGUGUAUGGUAUUCCAUUUCAGACUUUUUUUUUCUGUAAAUGUCUAAAAAAAAUUUAUUGAAAUAUUUAUAUUUUAAACAAAAAAAAAAAAAAAAUGACCACAUAGGCGUAGGAGUGGCUGUGUGGUAAGUAGCUUGCUUACCAACCACAUGGUCCCGGGUUCAGUCCCACUGCGUGGCAUCUUGGGCAAGUGUCUUCUACUAUAGCCUCGGGCCGACCGAAGCCUUGUGAGUGGAUUUGGUAGACGGAAACUGAAAGAAGCCCGUCGUAUGUAUGUAUAUAUAUAUAUAUAUGUAUGUGUUCGUGUGUCUGUCUUUGUCCCCCCAACAUCGCUUGACAACCGAUGCUGGUGUGUUUAUGUCCCCGUAACUUAGCGGUUCGGCAAAAGAGACCGAUAGAAUAAGUACUAGGCUUCUAAAGAAUAAGUCCUGGGGUCGAUUUGCUCGACUAAAGGUGGUGCACCAGCAUGACCGCAGCCACUUGGCUGAAACACAUAAAUAAAUAAAUAAACAUAGUCUUUAUAACAGAUUUACUAAUACUUAUGGGCAUACAUUGUGUGUAUGUUAAUUUUAAUAGAUCUGUUUAUCUUACUAAUAUCCUCAUACAUGCAUGCCUGUAUGCAUCAGAAUAUUAUUAUUAUUCAUAAAGAAAGUACAAAGUCUGUAAAGAAAAGUUUCAUGAAAACAUGACUAUUACUCAGCCCCAAUUAAUGUUGGUCUGGGUUAUCCAACAGAGCUAUUUUCUUCAUACUCUGCUGUAAAAUCUAUCACUGAUUACCAUAUCUUUUCAGUUUUACAUUGCAAUAAACAAGGUUUUCAGAAUACAUAAUACUUAGAGGACAUUUCAAGCCACUUCACUGUUUAUUCCUCUCUACAGAAUGUAAAUUUCUGAACCUUUUCAAACACUGUAUUUAUUUUAACAAAUGGAAUCAUAAAUGAACUUUACAAGA
This is a messenger RNA of Octopus bimaculoides (California two-spot octopus), 7443 nucleotides long. RefSeq names its product tyrosine-protein phosphatase non-receptor type 2. Gene Ontology annotation, biological process: peptidyl-tyrosine dephosphorylation; negative regulation of receptor signaling pathway via JAK-STAT; negative regulation of ERK1 and ERK2 cascade. Gene Ontology annotation, molecular function: protein kinase binding; non-membrane spanning protein tyrosine phosphatase activity. The record is from RefSeq and is a predicted model, not a curated record. NCBI's taxonomy places the organism in Eukaryota, Metazoa, Mollusca, Cephalopoda, Octopoda, Octopodidae. Gene Ontology annotation, cellular component: cytoplasm; nucleus.